AGUAACGAGAGGGGGAGUCAGAGUCGAGUAGAGAGAACGGCCGUCUGUGCAGUUGGAGCAUCUCAGGGACUAUCAACAGGGAGCGCAACCGACGAAUGAGUUUAGAGCUGGGGGUAUGAGAGCUGCCAGAAUCCGCUCCCAUCCUCCUCUGGUCGGGUCAUUGUCCGACUGACAACCAUCGGAUCAGAACCUCAACUUAACCAGCUGUCGUACGAACCUGUUAUCGGUGACAUCUUGCAACCAUGGAGCUGAGAGUGGGGAAUAAAUACCGGUUGGGACGAAAAAUAGGGAGUGGUUCCUUUGGAGACAUCUACCUUGGUGCCAACAUUGCCACUGGUGAGGAGGUAGCCAUAAAGCUGGAAUGCGUGAAGACCAAACACCCCCAGCUGCACAUUGAAAGCAAGUUUUACAAGAUGAUGCAAGGAGGAGUGGGUAUUCCAUCGAUAAAGUGGUGUGGAGCUGAGGGAGACUACAAUGUCAUGGUGAUGGAGCUGCUUGGCCCGAGUCUGGAGGACCUUUUUAACUUCUGCUCUCGGAAGUUCAGCUUAAAAACUGUCCUGCUUUUGGCAGACCAGAUGAUAAGUCGCAUUGAGUAUAUCCACUCCAAGAAUUUCAUCCAUCGAGAUGUAAAGCCAGAUAACUUCUUAAUGGGCCUCGGCAAGAAGGGCAACCUGGUGUAUAUCAUCGACUUUGGCCUGGCAAAGAAGUACAGAGAUGCCCGCACACACCAGCACAUUCCUUACAGGGAGAACAAGAACUUGACUGGAACAGCACGCUACGCUUCCAUCAACACGCAUCUUGGAAUUGAGCAGUCGAGGCGUGAUGACCUGGAGUCACUCGGUUAUGUUCUCAUGUACUUCAACUUGGGGUCCCUCCCCUGGCAGGGCCUCAAGGCUGCAACCAAACGACAGAAGUAUGAGCGAAUCAGCGAGAAGAAAAUGUCCACACCCAUUGAAGUUCUUUGCAAAGGAUACCCUUCUGAGUUCUCCACAUACCUGAAUUUUUGCCGUUCACUCCGUUUUGAUGACAAACCAGACUACUCCUACCUACGCCAGCUUUUCAGGAAUCUUUUCCACCGACAGGGUUUCUCCUACGAUUACGUUUUCGACUGGAACAUGCUCAAAUUUGGUGCCAGUCGGACAGCCGAGGAUGGGGAUCGGGACAGGAGGACAGGAGAUGAGCGAGACGAGCGGAUCGGAGGAGCACCUAGGGUGUCCGCAUCACGAGGCCUCCCUCAAGGUCCCACCCCCGGAGCUCCCAACAGGGUCAGGAAUGGGCCAGAGCAAGCCAUGUCUAACCCUGCCUCACGGGUCCAGCAGUCUGGCAACACGUCACCUCGUGCAAUAUCUCGUGCAGAACGGGAGAGGAAGGUUAGCAUGCGGUUACAUCGUGGGGCGCCUGCCAACGUGUCAUCUUCCGACCUCACAGCCCGCCACGACCAGUCGAGAAUUUCAACAUCCCAGGUCAGCGUGCCGUUUGAGCAUGUGGGGAAGUGAAAUUCCUCGGCUCUGCAUGCAAGUGAAAAUGACAGGGCUCCAAGGAGUAUUUGCCGCUAUGUUUUUUUUUUGUGUUUUUUUCCCCCCUUUGUCUCCACACCCACCCCUCCUCCCGUUUAAUGAAAUGCCGAUUUGUUAAAGGACGUGUCGCUCUUUGGAACAAGACUGUAAACCUGUCAAGAAUUCAAAGAAAUACAUGAAGUUAUCCAACCUGCAUUCUGACGUGGACCCUCUUUGCUGAACCCUGGAUCACUACCACAAUACGAAAAGCUAAUGACAAUGCUGCACUUUGCCAGUUGCUCAUUCCUGCCCUCCUUUUCCUCAAAACAUUCCCUCAAUUCUCUGACAAAUGUGAAAAACUGUCUGCAUCAAAGGAGCAAAUGGGUAUCAGGGACAUGCAUGUUUCUUAUCAAAGGCUGACAAAGACUCGGUAAUAAAUUUGUUUUAACUUGGCAACAGUAACUUCAGUAAAUGCCAUCUUCAUUUUUCAUGGAGACGUGUUAAAUUGGAGUUUUAAUUUCCAAUCUUUGCCUUUUCUUUGUGUUUUUAAGAAACGACAGCUUAAUAGAAAUAUUACAGAAUUUUUAAAAUGGGGAUGUGUAGAUGAGAUAAUAGCGGACAAGAAAGGCAACUUUGAAAAGGAUAAGUAAGUAAGUGAUGUUUUAGGUGUCGAAAUGUUUCUGGUGAAGUGAUUGCUUGCCCUUCAUCCAAUUUUGUGAUGAAUUACUGUCCUUCAAAACUUUGCCAUCAAAAUCUUCAGCACCCUUCUCUUUUCCUGUUUUAACUUGAGUGUUUUCUUUACAUUUAAUGUUAGUGGGUAAGGUUAAGUACGACUGUGGAUUUUGGAAGGACACACUCCCAAAUCUUGAGGGAAGCUCCUCAGGAAAUUCUCAGCAUACUGUUAUUUAACCAGAAUCCGUGGCAGCCCCAUUUUGGCUGCAGAAAUAAAAAUUUUAAAAAGUGGCUGCAGUUUUUAUGAUUCUUAAUAUUACUUUAUUUUUUAUUCUUUUAUUAGAGGCUAUAUGGGAGGGGAGGAGGGCAAGUUCUGUUAAUGGUGACAUUUUUUGGGGCGGGUUGGGUCAUUGGAUUUUCUUUUAUCUUUUUUUGUUUACUCCACUGUAAAUAUUUUUUUAAUUAUUUCAAUGUAAAGCCAAAUUGUGGUUUAUUUGUUGUAAAGGUGUAAAGUAGAAAAAUGCAUACUAAUGACUAAAUAGGGUCUGAAUUCGUAAUUGGGGGCAUUUAAAAAGUAUUAAACUUGGGGGAUGGGUGACUGUUGCCUUGCCAGCUGGGUCAUCAAACAGUUUCUUUGUGUGAAUGUGAGCAAGUGUGUGAUACAGCAAAUCCCUGCUAACAAUAAAGCCACAUCCUGUAUGCAUGUUAUCACUUUUAAAUUUGUCCUAUUUAUGCAAUACUUGUUUAUUUGCCUGUCUUUCUUGUAACUUAUGAGUAUCUUUAUUUUAUUAUUUCUUUGUUCUAAUUCUGCUUGUCCACUAUAUGCUGUACUGCAAUACUAGGGACUUUUAAGUAUUCCUUCUGCCAUAAUUAUAUAUUAACAGCUUGAUGUCACAUUUGGAUUUUAACCUUUUAACCCUGAUGAUGUCAUUCAGAGGAAAGCAUAAUUGGUGCAACUGCAGGGAUUUUUGUGUGCAUGUGGCAGUGUACUGUGUGUAAUUACCUUUGUACAGGCCACCAUGACCCAGUGGCAUUGUAACUUUUUGGGAUGAUGUACAAGAAGAUGAGGAGGGGAAUUUCACUUUGUGUAUUGUGUACUAAUAUCCUGUACAGUUCUUUAACACACUUUAUUUACAGUAUUUGUGUAUAUUUUAUGAAGUAAUAAAAAUUGAUAACGUU
Melanotaenia boesemani (Boeseman's rainbowfish) is the source of this 3347-nucleotide messenger RNA. RefSeq names its product casein kinase I. Bases 243 to 1496 code for a protein of 417 amino acids. The record is from RefSeq and is a predicted model, not a curated record. Gene Ontology annotation, biological process: peptidyl-serine phosphorylation; signal transduction; endocytosis. Gene Ontology annotation, cellular component: nucleus; cytoplasm. NCBI's taxonomy places the organism in Eukaryota, Metazoa, Chordata, Actinopteri, Atheriniformes, Melanotaeniidae. The transcript has 11 exons. Gene Ontology annotation, molecular function: protein serine/threonine kinase activity; ATP binding.